Trypanosoma cruzi is the source of this 855-nucleotide messenger RNA. RefSeq lists its product as uncharacterized. Bases 1 to 855 code for a protein of 284 amino acids. Gene Ontology annotation, molecular function: RNA binding. The record is from RefSeq and is a predicted model, not a curated record. NCBI's taxonomy places the organism in Eukaryota, Euglenozoa, Kinetoplastea, Trypanosomatida, Trypanosomatidae. The transcript has a single exon.
AUGGAGCGGGUGGUCCAAAUCACGCGGGUGCAGGUGGGGCACGUUGUCGGCAGGGGCGGGGCGACAAUCAAGGAGCUCCAAAGCACGACAGGAGCGAGCGUUGAAAUCAUCGACGGCCCGAGCGUCCGUAUCACGGGCGACAGUGAGGAAAAGGUGCUGGCGGCGCUGGAGCGGGUGCAGGCGAUCGUCGCCUGCCAAGAGAACCCCGACUACGAGGGGCCCGUCGGCGCAAAACUCCGCAGGGAGGCGGACGCGUUGGGUGCCAGACGCUCCAAACUGUUUGAUGAGGCGGCGGCAAGGCGCAACGAGGGUGAUGCUCAGGCCGCACAUAAACUUGUGGAGGAGGCGAAGGAAGUUGGAAGGCACAUGGAGGAAAAGAACACGGAGGCAGCGGCGGCAAUCGCGCACUACAACAACGAAGGCAAAGGCAAAGGGGACGACUACUUUGACAUGCACGGCCUGCGAAAGGAGGAGGCUAUGACGAUGCUGCAGUUCCGCGUCCAGCGACUCCGGGCAAAACCCAGCGGAACCGUAACGGAGUUUGAACUGAUCACCGGCGCCGGUCACCACUCUGCGCCUGGGAAGAAGCAAUUACUGAAAGCCGCAACAGUGGCAUACCUCCAGGGAGAGGGUAUUCCAUUCACGGAGUUGUCGGCGGGUUCACUAAUGGCAACUAUCAUCGGUACAGGAGAGGCAGCGGUGGCUGCGCCCACGGCUACAGCGGUGGCUGCAGAUGCGGCUGUGAACAAGAACGAAAAGAAGGCUGCCGCGUCUGCUUCUGUAUCAAAGCUGCAGCAGAAGACGGAAAAGAGAAAGGAGAAAGGCAAGUGUGGCGGUCUCUGCACGAUGAUGUAG